This is a messenger RNA of Dentiscutata erythropus, 255 nucleotides long. The record is from the annotation of a GenBank genome assembly. Lineage: Eukaryota; Fungi; Glomeromycota; Glomeromycetes; Diversisporales; Gigasporaceae.
AUGUUAUCCAGUGAAUCGAAAACGCAGAAUACUUUUAGUAAUGCGACGAGUGACACGAAAUAUUAUUUCAAAUUUAGGAAUUUCGAAUUUGAUCAAUUGGAAAACCAAGAAUUUAAAGGGUUAGGUUAUCCUGGAGCGUCACAAGAUGAUACUAUUGAUUCCAAGAAGUUAAAUACAACAUCUUUUGAUAAAUCAGAAGAAAAAUUAUUACCACCAUUAAAUUGUGAAAAGUUUAAAAAUGAGCUCUCCAUUUAA